Trypanosoma cruzi is the source of this 750-nucleotide messenger RNA. RefSeq lists its product as uncharacterized. The transcript has a single exon. Lineage: Eukaryota; Euglenozoa; Kinetoplastea; Trypanosomatida; Trypanosomatidae. The record is from RefSeq and is a predicted model, not a curated record. Bases 1 to 750 code for a protein of 249 amino acids. Gene Ontology annotation, molecular function: acid phosphatase activity.
AUGUUGUGUGUGUACAUGCUUGCAUCUUUCUGUGGACACUGCGGGUGGCAGGAGCGCUCCAACAUGGUACGCGCUUUUGCCCUUUCUUCCUACUGUCCCAUCGUUUAUGUCUCUCUAUUCCUGCCUCCUUCGCCGUUCAGUGGAGGGGAAAUUGAAGAACGGAUGACUGAAGAAAGCGUGCCGCUUGUUAUUGUCUUUGAUUUAGACGGUACACUAUGGGCUCCAGAGAUGUAUGAAUUGUGGGGUGGUGGUGGGGCGCCGUUCAGGGCGGACCCCAGCGACCCAAACGGUGCCUUUGACAGGGCCGGCACAAAUGUGCGUCUUCUCGGGGAGACGCGGGAGCUGCUGCAGAAACUUUCAACCGAUCCAAAAUGGAGCUCCACAUCGCUGGCAAUUUCUUCCACAUGCGAUGAGCCCCGCUGGGCGAUGGAGCUCCUGCAGCUCUUUCAAUUCACCGACAGCUCGGGGAGACGCGUGCCGAUGCUCUCACUCUUUGGGGAUCUUGUAGAGAUUUACUCCGCUAAUAAGGCAAGUCACCAUCGGACGAUUCUGCGCAAGCUUAGGGAGAAGGAAAUAGACGUCAAGGAGGACUUUUCUCAGUUUGUUUUCUUUGACAACCAGACGAACAAUAUUGAGAGUGUCUCCUCGAUUGGCGUGACGAGUGUUUACUGCCCAAGAGGCAUGGUGAGCGGUGUGUUUGAGAGGGGGAUCCAGCAGUGGCGGGAGAAAGUGAAAAGAAGCGUACUGUAA